GUGAGCGCCAAAUGACUUGGGAGCACAUUUGUGAUUGGUUGUAAACCCCCUAAUAGGGAGAUGGAGUGUGAGGAACAGACACGCAGAGAGACACAGAUGCAGAUAUAAACCCAGAGGGAAAGAGGGACAGCAUGAGUGUGCAUGCUGAUGGGGAUAGGCGCGCGUGGAGCUACAGAGCUGCAGAAUCCUGAAUCCAGCAGAUGGUGACUCCGUGUCCUUGUUUUGCGGUGAUCCGUGGGAGCAACAUGCAGCUCGCGCCGCUGCCUCGCACUGCUGCAGUGGAGGAGUAAAUGCGGAGCCCGACACUGCUCCAGGUGAUCCACAGCAGCCCAGCCCGGCAGACUGCUCCCUCCUUAGCCUUCCCUCUCCUCCUCCUCCUCCUCCUCCUCUUCCUCCUUCUCCUCCUCCUCCUCCACCUCCUCCUCCUCUUCCUCCUCCACCACCUCCUCCUCCUUCUCCUCUGUCAGUGCUCCGUUCCUCAGAGGGCUUUGAAAAAAAUACCAGGACAGGAGCAGAAAAACAGAGGAGAAAUCCGGCUUUCCCCCUCCAUUCUCAGAUGUGAAACACCUCUGCAUGACUGUGAAGACGCACCGCAUAUGUGCUCAAAUGUCUCCGGAACACGGACUAGCUGCAAGACCAGAAGUUUCCACAUUGGUCCCCGUCUCGAAAGUUCAAUGAAGGCAGACGCGUCCCUCCAGCCAGGAACAUGAAGGGGUUAUCGGGCAGCCGCUCCCAGCACCAAAUCCCUUUACCCUACGGCUUGGACUAUGACCCGCACGUCCAUGACGUCCACGCUCACCAUGGCGCUGAGUCACGUCACUCUUCCUACCUGCUCAGCCCCACAGAGAGCUGCCCCAUGGACUUCCACCACCGGUACUCCCCGCGGAGCUCUAUCCACUCUGACUGCAUGAUGAUGUCCCCCGUCAUGAUGCCCCCAGCUGCUACAUCUGACCACAUUUCCAGCAGCACCUUCCCAAGAAUGCACUACAGCUCUCAGUAUUACGACUCGGCCACAAGGGACGACUGCGCUGCCAUCACAGCCUCUGCCACUUCCCCAGCUGUAGCUGCCGCCGCCGCCGCCGCCGCCGCCUCCUCCCACCUCUCUGGCACCAAGAGCAACCGCCUUCCUGCUAACCUACUAGACCAGUUUGAGAAACAACUGCCACUUCAUCGCGAUGGCUUCCACACGUUACAGUACCAGCGCACCUCCACCACCACUGAGCAACGCAGCGAGAGUCCUGGCCGCAUCAGACACCUUGUUCAUUCCGUCCAGAAGCUCUUCACCAAGUCCCACUCCCUGGAGGGAUCAUCCAAGAUGAAUGGCACAAAAGGUGAUAUGAUGGGAGGUGGAGGAGGAGCAGGGGGUUAUCACCAUCAUGGCCACCACUCCGUCAAACAUGGUAGCAAGAGGAGCAAAAGCAAAGAACGAAAGCAACGCUCGGGUGGCUGGUGGAGCUCCGACGACAACCUGGAUAGUGACAGCACCUACCGCACACCCAGUGUCAUGUCCAGACACCACGGGGAACACGUCAGCCACUGCUACCCUGAUUCCAUGCACAGCCACCACUAUGGAGAUCUGUCACUCAAGACCUCUAAGAGUAACAAUGAUGUCAAGUGCUCUGCCUGCGAGAGCAUGGCCAUGGCACCCGAGGGCAAAUUCAUGAAGAGGAGCUCCUGGUCGACACUUACAGUCAGCCAGGCAAAGGAGGCCUAUAGGAAGUCAUCGCUUAAUCUAGAAAAACCCAUGAUGCAUACAGACCUCAAGCCUUCCAUGCGUACAUGUCACUACCUGCAGGUGCCCCAGGACGAGUGGAGCGGAUACCCAGGUGAGAACGAUGAUGAGAUACCAUGUCGGAGAAUGCGUAGCAGUAGCUAUGUCAAAGCUAUGGGAGAAGUGGAUGAUGAAAGUGGUGACUCUGAGACCAGCCCUAAGACCUCCCCACAGAAGUCCAUACGGCCUGAUGCUCUCGUCCUCAAAUCAGCCAUGCAGAGACCCCAUUUAGACUCCCAAAGCCAGGGCUACCACUUGCAAACCAGGGAUAUGCGGCCCCACCCAAGUGUCACGCUGGACCCUGCCACUUUUCAUCCCCCACCCUUCCGGUCUCGCAACCAGAGCUACAUGCGUGCCGUCAGCACCCUCAGUCAGGCUAGCUGCGUCAGCCAGGUGAGUGAGACUGAGAUCAAUGGCCAGUUUGAGUCAGUUUGCGAGUCCGUUUUUAGUGAAGUAGAAUCCCAGGCCAUGGAGGCUUUGGACCUGCCUGGUUCGUUCCGCACUCGAAGCCACAGUUACCUCCGUGCUAUUCAGGCUGGUUAUUCCCAAGAUGACGACUGCUUGCCUUCAAUGACAUCCUCCACUGUCACUUCAACUCUCAGAUCCACAACAGAGGGAUAUGAUCUUUUGGAUGGGACCUCUUUACUAAAUGAAGACAUGAUAGAGGAUGAUGAUGGUGCUAGCUCCUCUGCAUAUGCAGAGCUGGAGAGGCUGGAGAGAGAGACUGCUGCUGCUCGCAGCCACCACAGUACUAGCUCCACCGUAACAGCCAUCUCUGUCCCACCGGCAUCCCCGCCUUCAUACAGGGUCCCUUCUGCAUCACCCAUAUCCUCUGAGCCACCGGUCCCUCAGGCCAUCCAGGCCUUUAAAGAGUCUGCCAACAUGGUUGCUGCCUUCAACCUGCAAUGGAAGGAUGAAAUCUCGGCAAUGCGUUACGAGCUGGCAGAGCUGCGUAGAGAUGUCUGUGGGGAAUUAAAGACUUUCAAUAGCAACUUCUUCAACUUUACUCAGUGCUACAACAUGUGGACUUUGUGCCGGGAACCUUGCAGUGACAGCAUGACACAAACAGAUGACAGAGUCUCUAUAGGGAUCCAAGCAGGCUCAAGUUGGUCAGUUCGACAGAAUAAAGAGGACAAGUCAGUGAUGUGCCAACCAGAGCCAGCACCAUUCAGCAUUAUGGAUUUGAUGGAACCCCCCCGAAUUGAGAUCAUAGAGGGAACCCCUGAGACCACCCCAGAGGGGUCCGGCAGCCCUGCCAGCCCACUUCCAAUAGAGGACUUCCCAUGGGAGAUCAUCAAAAAGCAAAAGCCUCAUAAGCAGCCAGAAACAGGAUGCCACACAGGUGGACACAGGAGCGCCAGUCUAGAACUAUGGAGCAGAAAGUAUACAAGUGGGCCCAUGUCAUAUCUGUCUAUGUCAUUCUAAUCAUUCCCAUUCUUCGCAUACGGUAAAAUGAGAUGAGGAGGCCAGGGAUAAAACCUGACCUUUACCAAGAAAGACAGGCCAGUGCUGUUGUUAGAUGUCCCUUUACUCUAUGCAGACACAUAGUCUGUCAUCUCUUGAACAGGUUAAAAAUGUUGUUCAAGCAAUCUUUUAACAAGUGUCUUGCUUAGCCAUUGAAUAAAAGCGAAUGGUUCGUUUACACCUGAGUGAGGUGGAGAGAAUGUGAAAGAAAUAGUGGCCGAUGUACAGAUCCUCAAGUGCCAACAAGGGCAACAUCAUGUUCCCUCCAUUGUCUUAAACAUCCCACCUUCAGAAGAAGUCAAUUUAAGCAAAAUGGUCAGAAAUCUGAAGGUCUUUCUAAAGAAAAACUCAAUAAUCAGCCAUUGUAAGAUGGGGCAUAAGUCUGUCUGUUUCUGUACGAUAAUUUGAAUAGCUAAUAUUCAUUCCAGUUUCUCGUCAUGAUGGAACAUUCUCUUAAGCACCUGAGUACACUGAAAAAAUACUGUGAAUAACUUUAUAAACCCUAGUUUUAUAAUGAAUGCAUAAAAGAGGACUUGAGCAUAAUCUAUGAAUCUAUUGUCAUAUCAUUUUGUUUUUAGUUAUUUCAAUUUAAGCAUUCCUUUGUCAUGGCCUUCAUACAUUUCGUAGCCAGUUCCAGGUGAAGUGGCCAUUUUGAGAAAUUCAAUUAAAAUGUUUUUCAAUGUCGUACUUGUGAAACAGUAUAAAGCAGUUACUGUAAUAGUUUUUUUUUUCUUUAAAGAUAGUACUGACAAAACUUAUAAUAACCCCUAUUACAUUUGGUACAGCCAAAUCCACUGGAAUACUGUAUGGAUGACACUGUCUCAAGGCUUUGAGGACAUAGUCCCUGGCUUAAAUUGUUUACGAUGAAUAGUUUGUGACUGACUUCUUAGUCUAACAGCAAAUAUAUGGAAAAAAAAAGUAAGUAGAUAAACAGUGGUUGUGAAGUAUGAAUGUAAUGGCUUCAAUUCAUUCCUGCACAAACUGAUUCAUUUUCAAAUUCUGUAUAUGUAUAUAAAUGUACCAUUUUGUAUAUAUAGAAACUUAUAUUCAAUUCUUGUACUGUUUGCUGUGAUAAACAUACUGAUUUCUGACAGCA
Molecule: messenger RNA, 4331 nt
Organism: Labrus mixtus (cuckoo wrasse)
Lineage: Eukaryota; Metazoa; Chordata; Actinopteri; Labriformes; Labridae
Gene: dlgap2b
Product: discs, large (Drosophila) homolog-associated protein 2b
Exons: 6
Coding region: 707-3196 (829 amino acids)
Biological process (GO): signaling
Cellular component (GO): glutamatergic synapse; postsynaptic specialization
Molecular function (GO): molecular adaptor activity
Source: RefSeq, a predicted model, not a curated record